UGCUACAUUAAAAUAAUCUAUAACGCUAUGCCAUAAUUUGGGGAAAAAAGAUUUCCCAAAUUUUUAUGACAGAGUGGUUUAAUUUGCAUGCAGAGGAAAUCAAAAUCACUUGUAAACUGGAAUGUUCUAACAAUCUCACUUCUAGCUCUGAAACUUGCCUAACAGUGAGUUACGCUUCUGUAAUAUCCCAGUGAAAUUGGGAACAUUUCAAAUAGAGAAAUGUGAAGUAAGAAAUGAAAAAAUAGUUUCAUAUUAUUUGUGAAACGAAUUUAGACCGCGGAAUCUAAUCUUGUUGCUUUCAACCCUAAAUUUAGAGCAGACAUAUUAUGUUCAAUAACACGCGGAAUUCCGCCUUCUCCGAUAAUGUAAAAACUCCUGGUGUAUAAGUUAGCGGUUUUCUACGUCUUCAUUAGCCUGCUCGCACCACUCUGAUAAUUGCAGUAAUACCGAUGUAAACCACUGUUCACACAAUGGCCAAUCUAAUUAUUUUUCUUGCUGCUACACUUUACCUGGCUGUUUACGGCUACUUCACGUACUUGUGAUAAUGAAUGAAAGCUGUCCUCGCCAGAGCUGUUAGAAAGGUUGUGUUGUUGGCACUUUCCCUUUCUUUGAACUUCGGCUCUCAGCUGUGAACACGAACUGCUAGAGAUGUCGCCCUCCGAUAUAAAGGCGGCCCUUCUCGAUCCUUUUUCCUUGAACCGCUACAAAACCUCGACUUAACGGGUGUGGAGGGAGAAAGUGCGCUCUCGGCAUGGAGAACCUGCCCGAAGAUGCGCUUGAUCUGGAUACUGAUCUGGACCACUUUACCUCCAAGAUACUCGUUGACUGGAACUGGUCGACAGAAGGGACCGGCCAGGGGCCGUCUCCGCACAGUAUGUCCCCGGAAUCUUCGUUCGACUCCAUGUGCUCUUCGCCAGAGACGGCACACGGCGUUGUGGGAUACCGGACUCCGGCCACUUUUCCGUAUCACCUGCCUCUGCACGGCUCCGCGGCCUCGUCCAGCUCACAAGGAAGGAAGCCUGCCAAACCCAAAAUGACAACCAAACGGAGGAUGAAGGCCAGCGAAAGAGAAAAGAUGCGCAUGAGGAGCCUGGCUGAUGCCCUCCACCAGCUGCGAGAUUAUUUACCUCCGGAUUACAGCCAGAGGGGACAGCCCCUCACCAAAAUUCAAACCUUGAAAUACACCAUUCAAUAUAUUAACGAACUUUCCGACCUGCUGCGAAAACCCCAAGAGCUUCAGUGAAAUAAGGAACUGUUAUCCAAUGGAAACGUUUACUCAGAGCGGACUGCACAAAAGCAAAUACUAUUCAAAAAAUCAUGAUGAAUACAGAUGCUUGCUGUUUUGGGAUGAACUUUUUUUUCCUGAAGUUCUUUGUAAAAUAGCGUGUUUUUCCUUUCUUCAAUGAUGAGAUUUAAUUGGCUUGAUUUAGCUGCUUCUCGUGUCUUGAGGGUUAAUUCUGUAUUGCUUUGUAUGUUUGUGGUUGCAUGAUUGGUUGCGCCUGUGUUACAUUUUUUGUAUAUUUUGCUUUAUUGUUAUACUAA
This is a messenger RNA of Lepisosteus oculatus (spotted gar), 1542 nucleotides long. It is a transcript of the gene msgn1, whose product is annotated as mesogenin 1. Gene Ontology annotation, molecular function: RNA polymerase II cis-regulatory region sequence-specific DNA binding; protein dimerization activity; DNA-binding transcription factor activity, RNA polymerase II-specific. The record is from RefSeq and is a predicted model, not a curated record. Gene Ontology annotation, cellular component: nucleus. Lineage: Eukaryota; Metazoa; Chordata; Actinopteri; Semionotiformes; Lepisosteidae. Gene Ontology annotation, biological process: mesoderm formation; regulation of transcription by RNA polymerase II.